Spirodela intermedia is the source of this 7362-nucleotide messenger RNA. NCBI's taxonomy places the organism in Eukaryota, Viridiplantae, Streptophyta, Magnoliopsida, Alismatales, Araceae. The record is from the annotation of a GenBank genome assembly.
AUGGCUAAUAUAGCUGGGCUGAGUUCUGCGAGCGUCAACCCCAACAAAUCCUACGAGGUACCAUAAUUUUUUCCAACAUACUUACUUUGCCAGGUUGGACUUUACAAUUUUUUUCUGUUAACACUCUCAUCGUUGUGAAUGCCACGUUUCAACAUAGAUUACAGCUCGAAAGAGAAAUGUUUCUGACUUGGUUACCAUUUACUUUCUACUACCAGGUUACUCCAUCUCCAGCAGAUUCAAUUUCUAGUCUCAACUUCAGUCCAAAGGGCAAUUAUCUCAUCUCCACUUCUUGGGAUAAUCAAGUUUCGUGAGGGCUAUAAUUUUAUUGAAACUUUCAUGGAAUUGGUUUCGGAUUGAUGUUUGGCAUUCUCCUGAUGAAUUUGUGUUUCUUUACGUUACUGAGUUUCAGGUUAGGUGUUGGGAGAUUUUGGCGGGAAGCAGUCAAGCAAAAGCAUCAAUUUCUCAUGAUCAGCCUGUAUGUUUUUACUCUAUGUGACUAUACUUGAUUCAUAUCGCUGAAUUUUAAGUUCUGAUUUGUGCUUCUUCAAAGUUAAUGUUUAAACGGUUUUUCAAUAAUUCUUGCACAGGUAUUGUGCUCUGCUUGGAAGGAUGAUGGGACAACAGUGUUCUCAGCUGGGUGUGAUAAGCAGGCCAAAAUGUGGCCCUUGCUUUCUGGGGGUCAACCUGUGACAGUGGCCAUGCAUGAUGCACCUAUUAAAGAAGUUGCCUGGAUUCAACAAAUGAACCUUCUUGUGACUGGGAGCUGGGAUAAAACUCUGAAGUAUGCGUGCAUUGCCUUUCUAUAACUCUGCGGACGUCCUGAUUUGUAAAUUUUAGAUUCUUCUUAAGCAGUCAUGGACGAUAUUUUAAUAUUUUUUUCUAUUUUUCCAUCCUUUUCAUAUCUCAGAAGUCAAUUUUUUGGUGUAUGAUCCCUGUGGUUUUCAUUUCAGUUGCUCGUUAUCUGUGAAUUUGUCUUUGUUAUUAGCAGAGCACUACGCUCCAGAAUCACAUAUAAUCGGCAGAAUCACAGUUUUAUACCACUUCACACUCAAUCUAAUGAAUUUUGGUUGUCGUAGUUACUUCACAGGAAGCUUCUCCCCGUCUAUUACCUGUUUCUCCUUCAAUCAAUGAAUAUCGUUGAUUGGAGCUGUCCUUUUGUUUCAGCUAUUAUUUUUUAAGCUAUAUAAUCUUCUCCUUUUUUCCCAUAAGUAUUGUACCUCAUUUAUUCCUUCCUGGCUUCGUUUAUCAAUAGAAUUGCAUUCUCUGGAGAUAUCAUUGAGUUUACCGUAAAAUUAGCGUUGAUGCAAACCAAAUGUCAUUAGGAAGUCAUUCUUGUUGCUAUAUUGGCAUUUUCUUAUUUAUACAUGUCCUUGGUGAUAUUUGUAUACAAUUGGAAUCAUGAUAUUUUUGAAAAAUAAUGUCUUUCAGCAUUUUAUCAUGAAAUUGCCCCAUGCUGCUACUAUACCCUUAAUUUAUUUAAUUGAUACUACAUAUAUAUUUUUUAUAAAUUUGGUCCAAUAUUUAUCUUAGUUGUAAAAUCUUUUCAGCAAUCAAUGUUCUCGGUAAGAAUCAAACUUUGCAUUUCUGUAAUGGCGUAUGCAUUUUCUUCUUGAAUUUCAAGCAUUCUGGGUGUCCCUCGUGCGAACUAGUUUUCAGUGGCACGUGGGGCAUUGUUUCCUAAUCUCAGCUGGAGUGAGACUCCUGUCCGGAAAAUGUGAAAAGCAUUUAGAGAAAUUCACUAUUGAACUUUUUUUUUCUCCUGUUAGUUGUACUUUUGCUGAAAUAAUUAUGAAAUGACUAUGGAGUACGAUAGUAAUAAUAAAAAUAAUAAAUAUUGAUUCCUCGUGAUGCUUACAGACUAACACUUUUGGAUGACUAAUUUUAUCAAACAGAAGCUUAUUUUAUUCUCUACAUUAACUCUAGUGCCAAACUGAUGUGCACAAUCAUUUUCAUCUUCUCUGAUAAAUCUUUAACCACUGAACAAUAACUUAAUAGUUUUCUAACUGCAUCUAAGUGCUUGUAUCCUGAUUUUUAGUGUCAUUAUCUUUGUUGUUGUUGAAAUUGAGGCCUCAUUUUUUCACAGUUUUCAUGAGUAUUUUUGACCUUUGUGUGAUUUGUGCCUGAGAACAUUAUUAAUUUCGUUUUUUUCCCCACUGAUUAACUGUUCACUGUCUAAAUUGAAAAUAAGUAAUAUUUUGACUUGCAUUCCUCUUGUUCCAUUUAUAUAUAAUUGACAUCAAAUCAUUUUUAUGUAGGUAUUGGGAUACCAGACAACCAAAUCCAGUUCAUACACAGCUACUUCCUGACCGUUGUUAUGCACUUACAGUCCAAUAUCCUUUAAUGGUUGUUGGUACAGCAGACCGAAAUUUGGUUGUCUUUAAUUUGCAAAAUCCUCAGGUAUCAAACACAAUGUUCAUUUUCAUCCGUUGUGUGGAUAUGCCAAUGUUGAAAUGGUUUCUUUCCCUUUUUUUAUGUUCUCUCCCCAGUCUAUCCAAGACCUUUUCCAGUUGUCCUUAAGCUUAAGCAAACCUGUUAACGUCUUCCCUGCUUGCAUAUGUGUCUUCAAACAAGAUCCUUCGCUACCCACUUCCUGUGCUCAUUGCGUAUUGAUAGGCUUCUGUUGCUUAAGAUUACCUUGUCACGAACGUCGAAACAUCUCACAGAGAUGUGGAUGCCCAAAAUGUUAACAUGUACUGACUCUUUGAUCAUUCCUCAGGUUUACCCUAUACUUAGGAGGUCAACCAUUGCAUCAGUAUCACUUGUGGUUGUUAUUAUUCUUGAGAAAAUAAUGAUGCUCGAUUAUGAGGAACCUGAGGAUAGGCGUUCAAACAGAACAAAUUUAGAUGAUAUAUCCCUGUACAGUGAGCAACGAUCCAUGACAAUGAAGUUAUAUAAUAAUAGUGUGAAUGGGUAUUUGUUGACAUCUAACUCCCUUUGGCAUUGAAUUUGAGACAGCCAAAUUUUAAUAAUAGGAAAAUGUUUCCUUUUUCAAAUGUUAUUGUUAACUAGUUAUUGUUGAUCAUUUCAUAUUCCGGACCAUGAUGUUUCAUGUUUUUCUUGACCUCGAACAGACCGAAUACAAGCGUAUAAUGUCACCUCUCAAAUACCAAACAAGAUGUGUCGCUGCAUUUCCUGAUCAGCAAGGAUUCUUGGUAAAUUUUUAAUUCUUUAAUUACUCAAAUGAUUCCGUGUGAAUGUUGCUUUGGAUCAUUGUCUUUCCUCCUUAUUUGUGAAUCACUCCAUACCUUUAGAAUUCCAAUAUCCUGGAUGCUUAUCUCUUCAAAAUAAGAGUAGAAUGACGAGUGAAGACACAUUUCUCUCGGAGGUUUUCAUCAAGAUUGAGCUAUUUUACUUUAGAUUUUGAAAAAUCAAGAAACAAAUCAGUGAUACCGUAGUGGAGAGUCUCAACGAAUUCACAAGCAGUACAAGGCUACUUACUUGACGUGUAAUGGAGAAAUGAUCAAUAUCACUCUUAAUUCCUGAAUUAUGUGUACACAUGUCUUUUUCGUUUGUCUUCUAAAAAAUCAUAAUCAUCAUCAAAUUGCCUUGGAAAAUCUCAACGAGUUCACAAGCAGUAGAAGGCUACUUACUUUACGUGUAAUGGAGAAAUGAUCAUUAUCAUUCUUAAUUCUGAUUGUGUACAAAUUUCUUUUUCGCUUAUUUCUUCUAAAAAAAGAAAUUAAUAGUCAUCAUCAAAUUGCUUGGAGAAUCUCAACGAGUUCACAAGCAGUAGAAGGCUACUUACUUUAUGUGUAAUGGAGAAAUGAUCAAUACCAUUCUUAAUUCCUGAAUUUUUGUGUACAAAUGUCUUUUUCGUCUAUUUCUUCUAAAAAAACGAAACUAGUAAUCACCAUCAAAUUGGCUUUGAGUUCCUGCAAAAGUAUUGAUUUGUUUAGCAAAUUCCAACUGUCGGCAUUAUGCACUUUGACUUCCUGGAGUUAUUGGUUAUGAAUUUGGUGAUUUCCCUUCAAAACAAUAUCCCCUCCAACAUUUCUUCAUGCCGCUGUCAGUAUGAGCUGAAGUCAGAUAAUUUAUUUCUUGUCAGGCUGAGAAGUGUUAGGGGCAGGUUGGGUAACGUUAGGGUCAGGCUGGGGAGCGAGGGAUUCUGCUUCAUGCAAGUUGUUUAGAUUGAAAGGCAUAAUAGCAUACACUACGUAUAUAGGAUUAGUAAGACCAAAGAGGGGUCUCUUUUCAUGAGGAAACAUGAUAGUAUAUAUGUGCGUGGAUAUGCCUUUGUUUGGCUUUGUCAUGCACUACACUUUGCCAUCAUUCUUUACCGAAUGCUCGACUUCUCCGUGAAUUUUCAAAAGAACAUUAUGCAGGAAUCUUCACUUGUGUGGUAUCCUGAUGCAAGCCCCCUGCUGAGGAAAAAAGUGAUGCUGUUGGGACGUGGCAAUGAGUCCUGGAUAGAAUGCAGUUGUAAAAAUCUCAGCUCAAAGAAAUUCGACAACUUUACACUGGAGGAAGGCGUACUGUUGAUAUUCAAGAUAAUAGGACGUGGUACUUACCGAAGCUGUUGGGAUCUGAUGUACUUGGGGUUUCCACUACUGGAUGGUCAAAUCAUUAUACAUUUUGGAAUUUUGUUCUUAGAAGUUUUGAUCGGAGGCCAGUGUUGGAAAGCUAGGAUGAUCCUUCUGCAUUAUUGGGAGAGCCCAUAGAAUUCCUUUCUGUAUCAGAAAAUUUAGAGGACGUAUUUUCUUAUGUACCAUUCAGUGAUAAGCUUUAUCAUAGAUACUAAAAAUCUAGCACGUUGCUGGGUUAGAGGCGAUUUGGCGGUACGUUGACACCACUGUUAUAUGCUAAAUUGUAUGUUGGUUUGGUGCUGAACUUUUUAAAAUUUCAACUGUUUUAAAUUGGAUGCUGGUUUUUAAAUUUAUGCUAGUGUCUAAUUUACACUUCUCGUUGCUCUUGUAUCAUCUUUCUGCUCCACACAGCUUUUAAUCCUAUGAGUAUUGUUCUUGACAUAUAUCUAUCUCUAUUUUAUUUCUCUUGCUUGCAGGUGGGAUCCAUAGAGGGAAGGGUUGGUGUGCAGCAUUUGGACGAUGCCCAACAAAGUAAAAACUUCACAUUCAAAUGCCACAGAGAAGGAAAUGACAUCUACUCUGUUAAUUCAUUGAACUUUCAUCCCGUAAGUUCUAAUCCUAUGAUGAAGUUGGGGAUUUCCUGUUUGUUUUUUCAUCUGGACUUUGUUUAUUUCCGUUUUUUUUUUCUUCAUGCUCACGCAUUAUUAUUACGUUUGUGAGAAGAGAUAUUUACUUGUUACCUUAUGAGGUAACAACCUCUUCCAGAAUGAGGUUUAUCUUUUCUGCUUGUGUUCUUUUCAGCUUGACAAGAUUAGAAACUCAUUCUAGAUGUUGCUUAUUUGAUGGGAGUGUCUGAUACUUCCCGUCUUACUCAAUCAACAACUACCUCCCUUUGCAAUUGCAUACAGUUUGCCAAACUCAGUCUGUCGUUGAGAUUCUCUGCAUGAAACUGAUUCUUCCGUGUAUAAUCUACUACCUCUUCUUAGAGUUGGUAAUGCGUUUCAUUUUUAGAUAUUUUAUUUUAUUUUUCCGCAGAUUUCAGAUUGAUUUGUCUAUUUUCUGUUCUGCAGGUACAUCACACAUUUGCAACAGCAGGGUCUGAUGGUGCUUUCAAUUUCUGGGACAAAGACAGCAAACAGAGGCUCAAGGUAUGCUCUCCACUAGGAAUAAAUGUAUACAGAUGCCAUUUUGGGGAAAUUACAUGAAGUAUUUUCGAAUGUAUUAUUCGUUAUUAUGAUUAUUCUUCACGCCACUGAAUUUCAAUUUUUUCAAGUUUAUCAUCCUACUCCGUUCACAUACCUGAUCACAUCAGCUGACAUAAGGGGGACCCCCGCCCAUCAGAUGAAUUUCUCACCCACAGAAUUUUCAUGGAAAACCAUCCUGUAGACAGACUUGCACGCAUAUUAUUUGCUUAUGAAUCUGCUCACAGAAGCAACGCCUUUGGGAGCUAUCCAACAUCGAAUAGUAUUCUGUGCGAUGCUCACAGUUUCGAUUCUCAAGUGUCUUGAAACAACAGUGAGUAAAAAUCUGCAGUGACAUGGUGUUGAGCCUGGAUAUUGGUGAUUGAUAUGAAUGGUUUAAUUCCAUGAGAGCCGGGAUAUGCAUGUGAGAUGCUGCUGUCACUGGCUACUUUCUUUUUAUUGAUGCAUGAGAAAAUACCACCGCACAUAUGGUAGUAGUAUCUAACGGUAAGUAAAAUCCUCUGCUUGCCUGGUAGAAAAAACUAUGCUAGAAUAUUGAGUCUCCUCUCAGGAGUGUUCGUCGGAUGAUGAGAAAUAACUAGGAACGUCUCUCCGAAUGAAGAUUCUUCUAGAUUUUUUGUUGUCUCACGACGCAAUUGUUUUCAUUUAUUUAUUUAUUUAUUUUGCGUGCGCAUUAUGAAUCGUGUUAUUCUAGUAAUGUUAUGGGCAGGAACAGUAUUUCAUCGGUGUAGUAUUUCUUGAUCGGUGCAGAUUACAUCCCGGAUUUUCUCUAUAAUUAUUUUUAUUACUCCUGCAUUUUCCUUUUGUCAGGCUUUCUCGAGGUGCAAUCUCCCCAUCCCCUGCAGCACCUUCAAUCAUGAUGGCUCUGUGUUCGCUUAUGCUGUAUGUUUCAUCAACCCUCUCUGACCCAGAAUAUAUAUAUAUAUAUGUAUAUACAUACAUUAUUCAAGAUAAAAUAAAAUAAAAAAUCAUUGCAUGCUGUUUUUCUGAUGUAUAAUAUUAAUAAUAAUUCAUAACUAAUCAGUAGAUAUAUGUUUAUGUGUUAAACAUUAAUGAAGGCAAGGUCUACGGUGAUGUGCAGGUGUGCUAUGACUGGAGCAAGGGUGCUGAGAACCACAAUCCGGCCACGGCGAAGACCCAUAUCUACCUCCACACUCCCCAGGUUUGCUUUAUUUUAUUCUCUCUCUCUCUCUCUCUCUCUCCUCUGGAUCAAAAUCCCACCUUUUUUCGUUUAGCAAGGAAUGGUCUGCCCCAGCGCCGUCUGGGCUUUCCUGGCUCAGGCCCGAAAAUCAAGCUCAGAAAGAAAAAAAGGCCCAGGCCCGGUUCCCAUUCGGGCCUUUGAUACAGUAGUACGGGAUGGAAGAAGCCCAAAGCUCUCUCUCUCUCUCUCUCUCCUUUCAUAAGCUUUGGGCCCAUCGUCUGGGCUUCUCUAUUACCAUCCAUUUUUUCAUGACUGAUAUUCCACACGUUGGUGUUGGUUAUUUCUUCAUAUUAUCUUUACCAUUUUCGUGGCCCCUCUUUCCCUUCUGCUGACCCAUCAUCACUCUCCCAUGAUCUCUCUCUCUCUCUCUCUCUCUGGUGGGCAGGAAUCCGAGGUGAAGGCGAAGCCGCGCAUCGGGACCAGCGGGAGGAAGUGA